Molecule: messenger RNA, 849 nt
Organism: Erythranthe guttata (spotted monkey flower)
Lineage: Eukaryota; Viridiplantae; Streptophyta; Magnoliopsida; Lamiales; Phrymaceae
Source: RefSeq, a predicted model, not a curated record
AGAGAGAGAGAGAGAGAGAGAGAGAGAGAGAGAGAGAGAGAGAAAUGGAAGGAGGGAAAGAAUCGGGGUCUUCAUUUACCUCAGAUCUUUUCGGGGCAAAGGGUUCUGCUCCAUCUGCUGGAAUUUUUGAUUCUAUUUUUGCGCCACCUCCUCCUAGGGUCUCGGGAGGAGGGGUAUCAAUAUUGCAUCUGUCGGAAACUGAGAAAAAGAAUGACUCUGCAUCAAGGCAACCUACUGGUGUUAAUGCCAAAUCCAGUGUUUCAGGUGGAGAAAAACAAAAGUGGAGCAGAGGAAACAAGGACGAAAAGAAGAUUAGUAGUUCAUAUGAAGAUUAUCAAUACAGCUCAUCAAUAUACUAUGGUGGUCAAGAUCAAGAUGUCUAUUCUCAACCCAAGCUUAAUGCUGGAUUAACCACUUUCUGUAAAGAUGUGGGAGAAGAUGACUCAGCCAGUGCGUCCAGGGGCAACUGGUGGCAGGGUAAUCUUUGUUUGUUCAACUGUUUUUUAAUUUAUAAUUUUUUUUUUCCUAAUAUUCCAGUAGCUUAUAAUAAACAAUUAAUCUUACAAUUGUUUCAUAUUUUUUUUUCUCUUGUGCAGGAUCUCUUUACUACUGAGUACUGAAGCAUAUGUAUAUAUAUAUAUACCAUGCAUGAAGCAUAUAUAUGAAGAAGAUAUGCAUGGCUGCAGUUGUAGCUAGAUAAAGAUGGCUCUAGUCACCUUUGCCUCUGUAAUUAUAUGUAUAAGUAUAACUAGUGAUUUCGUGCUUUUCGACUGUUGAAUAUAUAUGUAACAUUUUGCUUCAUGUAUGUCUAAUUGUCUAUUAAUAUAUAUGUUCUCUUCAACCUUUUAA